Molecule: messenger RNA, 1650 nt
Organism: Darwinula stevensoni
Lineage: Eukaryota; Metazoa; Arthropoda; Ostracoda; Podocopida; Darwinulidae
Source: the annotation of a GenBank genome assembly
UGGGGAGGAAAGAGCGAAGCGCAUGAGCAGGAGGGAGAAGGGGAGGGGGGGGGGAGCGGGGGGAACGGAUCUCGAGAAGCCUCGUGGCACAGUCACGCUCUUCUCCCCUCGUCUGCCCCUCGUCUGACGGACGCAUCGGCUUCCUCACCUUACCGUCAACGACGCUUUGCCAGGGCUAACAUGGCUUCGAAAGUCACCGCAGACGAAGGUGACGAGACGGUGACCCUCAAGAGGAAAGUGACUCUGUUUAAUGGGGUUGGCAUCAUCGUUGGUUGCAUCAUCGGUUCGGGAAUUUUCAUCUCGCCGUAUGCCAUCUAUGAAAAAGUCCCUUCGGUGGGAUGGUCCUUGGUGAUUUGGGCCGCGAGCGGCUUCAUCUCCGCCGUCGGAUCCCUAUGUUAUGCGGAACUGGGUACCCUCAUCCCUCGGUCGGGGGGUGACUAUGCUUACAUCCAAGAAGCGUUCGGGGAUUUGCCUGCGUUCCUCAAACUCUGGGUCGAAGUGAUCAUCAUUCGACCCUCGAUACAAGCCGUGUUGGCCCUCACCUUUGCGGAAUACGUGACGAAACCUGUGUUCCCUAGCUGCGAUCCGCCGAUCUCUGCCGUGCGGCUUCUGGCUGCCGGCUGCCUCUGUCUGCUGACGUACGUGAACUGCAGGAGCGUCCGCUACGCCAUGAGGAUUCAAGACAUCUUCACAGCAGCCAAGAUAGGGGCAUUGGUCGUCAUCAUCGUGACCGGGAUGGUGGAACUUGGUCGAGGUAAUGUGGAGUACCUGGAGGAUCCGUUUGCGGGGAAGAUCGACACCGAGAACGUGAGCCUGGCCCUCUAUUACGGCCUCUUCGCCUACGCCGGAUGGAAUUUCCUCAACAUCGUCACCGAAGAACUCCAAGAGCCGCAUAAGAACAUUCCGAGAGCCAUCUGGAUCUCGCUGCCCUUGGUGACCGCUAUUUACAUCCUCACGAAUCUUGCCUAUUUUGUCGUUGUUUCCCCAGCCGAGAUCCUCUCUUCCCCUGCCACAGCUAUGACUUUCGGGGAGAAGAUGUACGGGAAGGCAAGUUGGAUCAUACCGGUGUUCGUGUCCUUAUCGACAUUCGGAGGCGUGAAUGGGAUGCUUUUUACUUCUGGCCGUCUCUUUUGGGCCGGUGCAUCUCAGAGCCACCUGCCAACAAUCUUUGAAACCAUUCAAAUCCAACGUCAUACCCCUCUUCCUGCUCUCCUCUUCUCCUGCUUCAUGUCCCUCCUCAUGCUUCUCAGCCCCAGCAUCGGAGAACUGCUUACUUACCUCAGCUUUGUUCUCUGGUUGUCUUGUGGAGCCAGUGUUGUUGGUCUCCUGCGACUUCGCCGAAGUCGACCGGAUGCUCCUCGACCCAUCAAGGUGAAUCUCAUCUGGCCGAUCCUCUUCAUCCUUGCCUGCCUCUUCCUCAUCAUCAUGCCGCUCAUCUCCGACCCCAAACCCACAGGUGGGUUGGUUCUCCAGAUCCAGAGAUUUCCUGUCAUGAUCUCAAGAUCCUUGAAGUACCAGAUCCUUCCUCUCUCCUUUGUAGAAUGGUUGCAAGUGGCGUGGCAGAAGCUUCUCUUGGUUCUACCUCCAGACACGUCAACUGCAGCAGAACAACUCCUUCAGCCUGAGGGUGCAGAUUGGAAAGACGAAUGA